AUGUCCACCCCAGCGAGAUACACCUGCGAGAUCGUCUUCAACCGCGCGGCGAACGUCCCGCUCGCUGACCUGAACGACUUCUCUUCCGACCCGUACAUCCUUGCCACUCUCGCGCCUGCUCGACAUGAAAACGCUUCCGGACCGGAUUCCGAGCUCCCACAAACUAUCACAUACCGCACACCCACCUCGCGGAAGACUCUCAACCCGACCUGGAACACACGCUGGAUCGUUUCGGGCGUACCUGCCUCCGGGUUCGAACUUAACCUCUCCCUGCUCGAUGAGGACCCAGGCGACCGCGACGACAAACUCGGGAAGGCUACCGUCCGCUUUCCCGACCCGAACCUCGACCGCGAAGAUGGCAAGCGGGAGUUCAAAGAGGGCUGGGACUCUGGCGAGCGGGAGUUCAAGGUGCACAAACGCCAUGGGAGCGUGAGGACGCGCCUCGGGACGUAUGUCGCGAAAGUGGUGACGCGCGGUCGCGUCGGACACCGCACUCGCAUUAUAGUGAGCGUACGCGUGCUAGGAUCUGCCCCGAGUUUGGAGGAGGACGACGCGGGGCGCAUAUAUACCCUCGGGCCUCACAUCUUCGUACGGCAUUUCUGCCCCUUGGCCACGUACCUCACGGGUGCCCGCUCCUUCAUCGCGAAUCGCAUCCACCUCAGCGGACCUGUGCCCGCCGCUCUCCACCAUCGCUAUGUCGGUUUUGCGCCAUUUAUCAAGGCCAUGUUCAAGGCAAAGGGCAUCAAAGGCAUCCUCCUCAACCGCACGCUGCACAAACAACAUCGUACCAUAUACCGGUGGGACGCUAACACCAUCUGGGGCGUUAUUGGCGAGGAAGACAAGACCGCGCCCGACGGCGAGGGUAAAGAGCCCAGUGAGGGGGCCAAGAGAGAAGUCGCCUCCAAGGAGGAGGGCAAGCCUGACGAAGCGGUGGCGAGGAAGUUCCUGGACAUGACCUCGUACGGCACAGAGGGACGGAUAUUCACUUAUGUGAUCCUGCUCGACGGCGAAUGGCGCUUCACGGAAACCGGAGAGGAGUUUGCCAUCCAGAUGCUGAGCAAACACACCAUGCACGCGGACGUCGCGCUCGAAAUCGCGUUCAGCGGCGAGUUUUUCGUGCGCAGGGUGCAUGCGGCGGAACCAUCUUCGAAGAAACACGCUGCCGCCGCUGGGGAACAGGCCAACGGGGAACAGGCCGACGGCGACGCUGCACCGGCACAGGACAGCCAUCCAGAUGAUGAAGAGCCAGACGUCGACACGGACCACCCUGACGCGAGCAGCCUGCCGCCGUCAGCGUACGAGCUGGUGAUCGACAACGACUCGGGCACAUACCGACCGAAGAAGGACCUCCUCCCUACGCUCGCCAAGUACCUCUCGCGCCCCGAGAACCUGGGCGCGCUCGGACGCGUGCGCGCCAUGGACGGCUUCGACGAGAAGCUAAAGAAGUGGAAAGAGCAGCGGACGGAGGUGCGGAAACGCGCCAAGGGUGGAAACGCGACGAAGGGCGUGGUGCGGCAGGCGAGCUUCAGCUCCUCGAGCUCUGGCAGCUCGAGCUCGGACGAGGGCGACCGCGAGGCGGCCGAGGGGGCGAGGCAGGAUGCCGAGGCCGAGCGGCAGAAGGGCGAGCAGGGGCAGGCGAGGCAGGCGGAGAAGGAGGAUGCCCAGCGCGCGAAGGAGAACGAUGACGACGAUCAGGCGGCGCAGGAGGAGAAGCGCGAUGUGAAGGGCGGAGAGGCGUGA
Trametes versicolor FP-101664 SS1 is the source of this 1740-nucleotide messenger RNA. RefSeq lists its product as uncharacterized. Gene Ontology annotation, biological process: positive regulation of gene expression. The transcript has 3 exons. Lineage: Eukaryota; Fungi; Basidiomycota; Agaricomycetes; Polyporales; Polyporaceae. The record is from RefSeq and is a predicted model, not a curated record. The coding region runs from base 1 to 1740 and encodes 579 amino acids.